Molecule: messenger RNA, 1577 nt
Organism: Hevea brasiliensis (rubber tree)
Lineage: Eukaryota; Viridiplantae; Streptophyta; Magnoliopsida; Malpighiales; Euphorbiaceae
Product: endoglucanase 8-like
Exons: 7
Coding region: 33-1532 (499 amino acids)
Biological process (GO): carbohydrate metabolic process
Molecular function (GO): hydrolase activity, hydrolyzing O-glycosyl compounds
Source: RefSeq, a predicted model, not a curated record
CAUCUUAGUAGAAGAAGUAGAGAUUUGAGAGAAUGCAAGAGAUGGUGAGCAAGAGUAGGAUUAUACUAGUGUUGUUAGGAUUGGCGGCGAUGAGUCUCCUGAAAGUGGCCUCACAAAACUAUGGAGAUGCAUUGACCAAAUGCAUUCUUUUCUUUGAAGGGCAAAGGUCUGGGAAGCUGCCCUCUGCCCAAAGAAUGACUUGGAGGAAGGAUUCUGCUCUUCAUGAUGGCUCUGAUAUUGGCGAGGAUUUUGUUGGAGGUUACUAUGAUGCUGGAGACAAUGUCAAGUUCAAUUUUCCUAUGGCAUUCACAACAACCAUGCUUGCUUGGAGCGUAUUAGAAUUUGGUCCUCUUAUGGGCACAGAUUUGGAACAUGCCGUGGAGGCCAUUCGUUGGGGUACAGACUACUUCCUUAAGUCCGCCAGCGUCCCUGGCACAGUGGUUGCCCAAAUAGGUGAUCCCAUCAGCGACCAUAAUUGCUGGGAGAGACCUGAAGAUAUGGACACUCUUAGAACCACUUACGUUGUUAAUCAAACACACCCUGGAUCUGAAGUUUCUGCUGAGAUUGCUGCCGCACUUGCUGCCUCUUCCUUGGUGUUCAAGACUAGUGAUACUCAAUAUUCUGAAAUCCUUCUUCAAAGAGCAUCCUCGGUCUUCGACUUUGCCAAUAAUUAUCAAGGAUCUUACAAUUUAAGUGUUGGACAAGGAGUUUGCCCUUUUUACUGCGAUUCCAAUGGUUACGAGGAUGAAUUGUUCUGGGGAGCAGCAUGGCUGUACAAGGCAACUAACGAUCCCAAAUAUUGGGAUUAUAUUCUAAGGAACAUUAGCAACUCAGCAUCCUCAUUCGCAAAACGCUUAAAUAGUGUCGUAGGCAACAGCUUCGCGGAGUUUGGAUGGGAUUCGAAAGACGCUGGCAUUAACGUACUUGUUUCCAAGUGGGUGAUGAACACUCCCAAUGAAAAUCCCUUCAUUUUUAAUGCAGAUAGGUUUGUGUGUUCUAUAUUGCCAGAAUCACCAACCAUUUCUGUUACAUACUCUCCAGGUGGACUCCUAUUUAAACCUGGAGGAAGCAAUUUGCAACAUGCAACAUCUCUGUCCCUUCUUCUGAUCAUUUAUGCUCGCUAUUUAGAACAAGCUCACAGAGUGGUUUCUUGUGGCAAUGUGGUCGCCACUCCUGCCAGGAUUAUUAGUGUUGCCAAGGGCCAGGUGGAUUAUAUACUAGGAAAGAAUCCAUUAGGAAUGUCGUACAUGGUGGGAUACGGCAACAAAUUUCCUCAGAAAAUUCACCACCGGGGCUCUACCUUACCCUCCAUUGAUAAUCACCCUGGGCAUAUCGGAUGUCAUGAUGGAACCCCCUACUUCGAGAGCGAGGAUCCCAAUCCAAACGUGCUUGUAGGGGCUCUCGUUGGGGGACCUGAUAAUAGUGACCAAUACGUCGAUGUUCGUGUUAAUGCUUCUGAAUCAGAACCUACUACAUACAUGAAUGCACCCUUCGUUGGAGUCUUAGCCUACUUCAAAUCACUUCAAUCCUGAUAGAAAUUUUCCAUGUAACCACAUUAUUGUUAUGGAAACUUUAUC